Molecule: messenger RNA, 576 nt
Organism: Arxiozyma heterogenica
Lineage: Eukaryota; Fungi; Ascomycota; Saccharomycetes; Saccharomycetales; Saccharomycetaceae
Gene: CDC36
Product: CCR4-NOT core subunit CDC36
Exons: 1
Coding region: 1-576 (191 amino acids)
Biological process (GO): regulation of DNA-templated transcription; nuclear-transcribed mRNA poly(A) tail shortening
Cellular component (GO): CCR4-NOT core complex; P-body
Source: RefSeq, a predicted model, not a curated record
AUGGACAAAUUCGGUUUACAAGCAUUAUUACCAUUAAUUAAACAAGAUGAUCCAGAACUAGCCAAGAAAUAUGAUCAUUCAAUGACUCUUGGAGCUGAUUUAGCUUCCAUGUUACAUUCUUUAGGUAUAUCUAAGGAUUUAAGACGACAAAGAGUGUUAGAGACAUUUCAAUCCCCAUGGGCUGAGACUUCUAGAAGUGAAGUAGAACCACAAUUUUAUAUACCUGAGUCAUUCACUAAUAUACCUGAAGUACUUCAAUCGGAGUGUACGCCACCAUGUAUUAAUUCAAUACAAAGAGAUCAACAAAAAGUAGCGCUAUUUCAAGAUGAGACACUUUUUUAUUUAUUUUAUAAACAUCCUGGUACUGUGGUUCAAGAACUAACAUAUUUGGAGUUAAGAAAAAGAAAUUGGAGAUAUCAUAAGACUUUGAAAGCCUGGUUGACUAAAGAUCCAAUGAUGGAGCCAAUAGUUUCUCAGGAUGGAUUAAGUGAAAGAGGUUCCUAUGUAUUUUUUGACCCACAAAGAUGGGAAAAAUGUCAAAGAGAUUUUCUUCUAUUCUAUAAUGCUAUCAUGUAA